Molecule: messenger RNA, 3803 nt
Organism: Styela clava
Lineage: Eukaryota; Metazoa; Chordata; Ascidiacea; Stolidobranchia; Styelidae
Source: RefSeq, a predicted model, not a curated record
AAAAUUUGACAGAACCGACAUCGCCCUGUCUAAUUCAACGUCAUCAUUAAAUUAUGAUUGUCCUAGGAAUUGACUUGGGCACAUCUUAUACAUGCGUGGCUGCUUAUUGUGACGGAAAGGUGGAUAUUGUUACCAAUGACCAAGAAAAACGUCUCACGCCUUCCUGCGUUGCUUUCAACGACGUGGAAAGGUUAUACGGCAAUGCUGCUCUACAACAAGAAUUUAUUAAUAUGGAAAAUACAAUAUGUGGGUUCAAAAGGUUUAUGGGACGCUGCCGCGAAAAAUCAUUGGGAGAAGAAACAAAAUUUCCGCUGGGCAAUGACUUGAUAAAUCAAGAAAAUAAAUUUUCUUUUCUAGUUCGGUAUAGAAAUGAAGAACUGCAUUUUUAUCCGGAAGAAAUUAGUGCGAUGCUACUGGCCGAAGUUAAAAAAAUGGCUCAAAAUCAUUUCCAUGUUGAAGUAACCCAAGUGGUUAUUUCAGUACCUACGAGUUUUAAUGACGCUCAACGUCAAGCUACAGUUGAUGCAGCAUAUAUUGCUGGACUAGAUGUUCUGGCUUUAAUCAAUGCACCAACAGCGGCAAUACUUUCAUACGGACUGGAAAAUAAGGUUUCAUCUAGUAAUGUUCUUCUUUUUGAUCUUGGAAGCUGCAAUUUAAACGUUGCUGUAGUAAAUAUUAAAGAAGGAAUAUUCAGAAUUUUCGCAACAAAGGGAUAUUGCAACUUCGGAGGUGACGAUUUUGACUCUAGGCUUGUAGAUCAUUUUGUGGAAGAGUUCAAUGAUAAUUUUCAAGUAGAUAUGUCUAAAGAUAAGCGGGCUAUGAAUCGUUUACGAAAAGCUUGCGAAAGAGCUAAAAGAACACUGUCCGGCUCUGAACAAGCCAGCAUUGGCGUUGAUGCACUCUUUGAUGGGAAAGAUUUUGAUAGUGCUGUAACUCGGGAAAAAUUUGAAGAAUUGAACGAAUCUCUCUUCCAGAAAGCUAUUACUUCCGUUGAUGUAGUUCUCAAUAAAGCUAAAAUGACUACUAACCAGAUUGACGAAAUACUCUUGGUCGGAGGGUCGACACGAAUACCAAGAUUACGCGAAUUGCUUGCAAAGGUUUUUGAGAAGACAAAACUUAACAGAAUGAUAAAUCCUGACGAAGCAAUAGCCCGUGGAGCCGCAUUUAUGGCAGAAAAUAUCAAACGUCAACGUAAGGGAUUUAUAGUCCAAGAUAUUUCUACAUUUUCUAUUGGAGUCAAAAGAAAUAACUGCAAAAUGAUUGAGAUUAUUCAAGGAAAUGCAGAAAUACCAAGCCAACAGUGGUAUAAAAUUAAUGAAGGAUUCACUUCGCCCGUUUACUUUCAGGUAAACGAGUUCGAAGAGACUUCGAUGGAAGAUGCGCAAUGUUUAGCCUCUUAUAUGUGUUUUCCUUCAAAUUUGGAACUGAACGCUCCAAUCGAAAUCAGUUUCGAGCUUAACGGAAGUGGAAUUUUAACCGUUCUUGGUUAUCAGAAAAAUCAAAAACUGAGCAUAAUUUAUGGCGAUGCAAAAGGACGAUUGACAUAUGAAGUAACACAAAAAUUGGCCGAUCGUGUGCAAUCUUUUGAUAGAGAUGACGAAGAAUGGAGAGACAGAAGCAAAGCGAAAAAUACACUCGAAAACUACGUUUACGACGUGAAAAAGUCAAUCCGUGAUCGAAAGUAUAAAAAUAAGAUGACCGCCGAGGAGAAGUCUGAUUUAAAUGAUAAAUGUGAUGAGGUGCUUGAGUGGAUAGAAAACUCCAAAAAUGCAGCAAAAGAAUUAUCAAUGCACAGACAGGAAGAACUCGAAGACAUAUGGUUGACUAUUCUUUCUCGGAUUGAUCCUAAGAAAGCGGAUGAAAUACGCAUUAGAAAAGAAGCUGAACAGCGGAAAAAACUUGAUGCCUUGAAUACUCUCAAAGAAUCAGUCACUUUAUUCUCAAAAACUAUCGAAGAACCUGGCUACAAAGAAAACUCCACAGAAGAAGACAAGUCGAUAAUUCGAUGGUUGUACGAUGCUGUGAUGAAUUGGUUAUCUGGAAACACUAAUGCCGAUGUUACUAGUAUAGAGAAAAAAACAAAAGAAGUUGAAAGAUAUGGCGCGCCUAUUUUUGAGAGAAUCACUAAAAAACAAAAGGCCCAGGAUGAGGAAAGAAAAAGAGAACAAGAAAUUAAAUUACAAAAGUUGAAAAAAAAAAGAAAGGAUUUGGAGAGGACUGUAACCGCGAUUAAUAAUAAAAUGAGUGAAGCUGGGAAAGAAAUGACAAAAGUUGAUAAAGACCAAAUCGAAGUCCAAUUUUUGGAGGCAGAGAAAAUGAUAAACAGAAAUGACGCCACCAUAACCGAGCUCACCAACAAGGAAAGGGCGAUUCAUGAUUUGUUGAAUUCAAUAUGUUCCAGAAUAAAAAAAGAGAAGGAAGAGGAGGAGCAAAGAUUUAAAGAAAUAGAAGAAUCCAGAAUCGAGGCACGAGGAAUUCUGAAACAACAUUUAAGAGAUCUCGUUAAAUUGACAACCGAACAGUUCAAAAAUGAUCCCAUUCCAGAAAUAGAGAAACAGAAAAUAGGAGAAUUAGAAAGUUGGAUCAAGAAUCACACGGAUGCUGUUAAAAAAACAUUCGAAGAAAAAGAUAAAGAGGUGCUUGCUAUGUUGAACUAUUUAAAGUCGCAGGACGAGGAAUCAAAGAAAAUAAUUGAAGCCAAAGAACGCUUGAAAAAUACAAUAAAUCGAUACAAGGAGUUGCCUAAUAAACCAGGAUUCAAACAAUUAUCUACAUUAGAUGGCUUUUAUAUUCUAGAUGCAUGCGACUCCACCGAAAAAUGGCUCAAUGCAAACGGUAAUGCCCCGGUGUCAGAUUUGAUAAGAAAGACAACGAACCUGAACCAAGUCUGUACUUCCAAACUGGCGGAAUACAUUCCAUUAGAUCGAAUACAGCAGUAUAAUCAGGGCAGUAGAAGUACAUCGUGCGAUGACGUAUCCAGAUUGAUAGAUGAGAUUGGAAAACUGUCUAUCACAGGUGAAGGAGCCAGAAAACAACAACAAUUACCGAUGGCUACUGGUAAUCGUAUGGAUUCUACACAUAAACUUGGCUAUAGGAAGACAUUUAGUCCAAUUGAUCAAGGUGCAAAGGCAAAAUUGCAGAAGUGCAUUGCAGACAUUACAGAAAACAUUGAAAAGGUUGAUCAAGCACACAUAAAGAAGGAAUGCAUCAAAUUGAGAAAAUCAUGUGAAGAAACUCAUGCUUGGUUACAAAAACAUCCUAAUUGUUCUCAACAUAUGUAUGAGAUGAAAAUGAACAAACUGAACAAAGAUUGGGAUAGAGUUUUACCAAAAUUGAGGGAAAAAGAGAAGGAAACAUCAGAGACAUCAACAUCAUUGAAAGGUAGAUUUUACAAGCUUUUGAAUUCAUUUACUGGCAAAGAGACUCAUUCUCAAGAUUCAGCAAGUUUGGAAUCAGGAGUCGAUAGUUGCAGUCAGAAUCGCACAUCCUUCAAAAUUGAGAAAGAGAAACAAGGUCUUAAUCGACACAAACCGGGCGUAAACACUUCAUGGUUAGAAAAAGAGAAACUGGUCAAAUAUACGAGUACAACUGAAAAUCAGUUACUGCUCAGCAAAACUUAUAAAAAAAAUCUCCGUCCAGAAGAGAAGAGAAGGCUCGAUGACAAAUGUCGUGAAAUUUCAAAACUUUUGUCUCCAAAUACUGUUAAUCUCGAGGCUGAAGAUUAUGCGAAGAAGAACCGUGAACUUCAUGAAAUUGUAGAACCCAUAUUACAGAGACUGGGAAUUCCACAUAGUGUUAUAUGA